Molecule: messenger RNA, 1196 nt
Organism: Hyposmocoma kahamanoa
Lineage: Eukaryota; Metazoa; Arthropoda; Insecta; Lepidoptera; Cosmopterigidae
Exons: 1
Coding region: 298-684 (128 amino acids)
Source: RefSeq, a predicted model, not a curated record
ACCGGGCCAGUCCGCUCGUCCGCCCCCGCGCGCCGCACCUCGCCCCGCCGACUCGCGCAAUCGCGGCUAACAGUUUUAUUUCCCCGAAUAAACUUUAUCAAACAAAGCGUGUGUGCCCCGCGCCCUGCAUCUGCUCGCCCAGCUGUUCCCGCUGCAGCUGGCCUCCCCGUCUCGCUCUAACUCGCUCACCUGCCGUCGCGUCGCGUGAACGAGAAAACAAGCGCCCGUGUAACGCAGCGAGACCCUUCCAUUCCCUGUGAGCUUGGCAGUCUGCAUCCCGCCGCCGACCGACAAGCAAUGACGAGUAAACGUAAACACGAACCCGAUGUUGAACGCGAUUCUAAGAGUGGACGCUGUCGCAUGCGUUCUCGCAGCGAACCUACGCUGCACCAGGGCGAUAGUCCCCCUAAGAAAAGGCGUACCGGGCGAAUUUCUGUCGACAACCAACCGGCGUUUGAUGACGAGGCAGACCCUGUGAAGAAUGAAGUGUUUGGUGAUGAAAAUGAAGACCCUCUUCUGGACUCGGUACCUGUGGAUAUGGAUCCGGAGCAGCUUGGAUUUCUGGUAUGCGCUCAAGAGACUCUGCGUUUCCUGCACGGGCGUGGCAUACCACCGCACCACCCAAUGUUCGCGAGGCUGCGCUCGCGCCUGCUCCGGGGGAUUGAUGAGAUGUCGGUGGCCUGAGCAAUGCUGGGCCCGGAGCCCCAAAGAAACUAAUCUCUCCGCACCUGACCUUCACUUCUAAACUACAGUGUUCCUUGUUUACAAAGUGUCUUUCGUGUUUUGCUUCACGUGUCUAAAAAUUUCCCUUCACGUUUUCCUUCAAGGGCUCGGGUUUUUAAGAAAUUGACUAUGCGUACUUUGUGUGCAGUUACUGAACGGAAUCAACAGGUGGCCCGGCAGGGCAUUCUAGUCACUAUCUAGUCAAGAUUAAGGAGUAUAAUUAAGAGUCAAUUUAAUGUUAACGUCGAAUUUAAGAAGACGUCCAAUCAAUAAUUCUUGCCAUUGUUAUGUUGAUAUCUGUAUAUUUAUUUCCAUGCUGUGUUAUUGUAGCUUUUAAUAAAUUAAAUUAUGAUAUUUAAAAAAUUUUAAUAGGACAAUAAUGAAUUUUUCCUAUUUAAUUCGUAUUGUUCCGUAUGGAAUAAUGAACGUAGUUAGUAGUAUUAAUAUAAAUAUUUAAACAUUGUAACAUUUAC